This is a messenger RNA of Sorex fumeus (smoky shrew), 2060 nucleotides long. RefSeq names its product family with sequence similarity 43 member A (gene FAM43A). The coding region runs from base 413 to 1705 and encodes 430 amino acids. Lineage: Eukaryota; Metazoa; Chordata; Mammalia; Eulipotyphla; Soricidae. The record is from RefSeq and is a predicted model, not a curated record. The transcript has a single exon.
GCUCCUAACCACCCCCCACCCCCCCCGCCCCCAAGAGUCUUUUUGCACCGUCCUCGUCCCGUCUUGAUCUCAGUUUUGGCGUGCCCGAGACUCCGCUCUCGAGAGUCCUUGCCCAGGCCGGGGCGAAUCUGUGUGCGCCCCGCAACCCUGCGCCUUCGCUGCUGAUUAUUUAAUUUUCCCUUUUGAAAAAUAUCCCCCAAUCCGCCGCUACCCCCCCUCCGGGGUUCCGGAGCACCGGACUUCCCACUCCUCCACCCCCACGUCGCCUCCGACUGGGCCACUCCCAGCAGAGUUUUAUUUUUCGGUCUUGCCCGGGCCGAGCCCGGCCGGGGCGGGAGGCUCAGCGGGGCUCGCACCCCCGCGCCCCGCCGCCACCUCCGCCGCCCAGUUGCGCGGGGGACGCCCUCCGGAGAUGCUGCCGUGGAAGAAGCACAAGUUCGAGCUGCUGGCCGAGGCGCCGCCGCGCCAGGCGUCCAAGCCCAAGGGCUACGCCGUGAGCCUGCACUACUCGGCGCUCAGCUCGCUGGCGCGGGCCUGCCCCGAAGGCGCGCUCAGCCGAGUGGGCAGCAUGUUCCGCUCCAAGCGCAAGAAGCUGCACAUCACCAGCGAGGACCCGACGUACACCGUGCUCUACCUGGGCAACGCCACCACCAUCCAGGCGCGCGGCGACGGCUGCACCGACCUCGCGGUGGGCAAGAUCUGGAGCAAGAGCGAGGCGGGCCGGCAGGGCACCAAGAUGAAGCUGACCGUGAGUGCGCAGGGCAUCCGCAUGGUGCACGCCGAGGAGCGCGCGCUGCGCCGCCCGGGCCACCUCUACUUGCUGCACCGCGUUACCUACUGCGUGGCCGACGCGCGGUUACCCAAGGUCUUCGCCUGGGUGUACCGGCACGAGCUGAAGCACAAGGCGGUCAUGCUGCGCUGCCACGCGGUGCUGGUGUCCAAGCCCGAGAAGGCGCAGGCCAUGGCCCUGCUGCUCUACCAGACGUCGGCCAACGCACUGGCGGAAUUUAAGCGGCUCAAGCGGCGGGACGACGCGCGUCACCAGCAGCAGGAGCUGGUGGGCGCGCACACCAUCCCGCUGGUGCCGCUGCGCAAGCUGCUCCUGCACGGCCCCUGCUGCUACAAGCCGCCGGUGGAGCGCAGCCGCAGCGCGCCCAAGCUGGGCUCCAUCACCGAGGACCUGCUGGGCGAACAGCAGGAGCAGGCGCUGCAGGAGGAGGAGGAGGAGGAAGAGGAGCACAUCGAGGACUGCCUGGAGGAGGAGGAGGAGGAAGAGGAGGAGGAGGAGAGCCGUGCCGGGGAGGGCGAGCCCGCCGAAGAGCCGGAGGAGCAGCGGGCGCUGGGGGUGGCCAUGCACUUCGAAUGCGGGGACUUGCUGGACACGCUGGAGAGCGGCCAUGAGGAGGCGCUGGAGGGCGGCGGGGUGGCGCCGGGCCCCGGGGCUGGGCCCCCGCCGUGCCUGCUGGGCAGCGCCUCCGACGUGAAGGCCGAGCUGGCGCAGCUGAUUAGCGACCUGGGCGAGCUCAGCUUCGGCAACGACGUGCGCAGCCUGCAGGCCGACCUGCGGGUGACGCGCCUGCUGUCCGGCGAGAGCACGGGCAGCGAGAGCUCCAUCGAGGGCGGGGGCCCCGACGCCACCUCGCCCGCCGCCGCCUCCUCCGCCACCGCCACCGGUGCCAGCCUGGCCGAGCCGCCCUCGGGCUGAGCGCGCAGCACCUUCCCGCGCGGGCGCGCGCCCCCGCGGCGUCCCACUGUGACUCCCCGUUGGUCAUCUCCACCCGCUCCCAGCUCCCCCUGGCACUUUGGGCGUUGUUUCAAGCGGGGCUCCGGUUGCGGGGAGAUGGGGAGGGGGGAAUAGGCGCAGGGGAACCCCCUGCGAGGCCCAGGCAGGCAGCGAGGGGAGGGCCAGCGCCUGGGCUGACGUUGGCUAGUCCUGCAGGCCCGAGGUGCCAUCCGGCCAGUUUCCUGUUUGUGGGGCCUCUGGGGCCCGAGGAGGAGGGACUAGCUCCUCCCCCUCCCCCCCUCAACUGGGAGGGCCUCACACUGUCAUUGACCCGUCA